GUCGUCCUGUACUCGACGCUGUGAAAACUAAACCGUCGCAGGAUGAACGCGUCGUCCACCAACGUGACCGUGGUCAUCGAGUAUCGAGACUCGUUCGCCAAAGCCUUGACCAAGAACGUGAUCGUCGUGGUUCUGAGCAUCUCCAUCAACUACAUCAACGCCGGCCUCAUUCACACCUUCUGCAAACACCAGAUCUUCUACACAAAUCCUCGAUAUGUGUUGUUCUUUCACCUGGUGGUCAACGACAUGAUCCAAGUGACGCUGACCGUCAUCCUGUUCAUCGUCAGCUAUACCGUCUACAAGUUCAGCGUCUCCAUCUGCUGCACCUUCAUCCUGAUCGCUCUGUUUGCCACUGAAAACACUCCUCUGAACCUGGCCUGCAUGGCGGUGGAGUGCUACAUCGCCAUCUGCUUCCCCCUCCGCCAUGUGCAGGUCUGCACUGUCAGGAGAACCUGGAUGAUGAUCGGUUUGAUCUGGGCGACCAGCAUGUUGUCCGUGCUCCCUGACCUCUUCAUCACCUUGGCCACGGAGCCUCUGGACUUCUUCCACUCGCGAGUGUUCUGCCUCCGAGAAACCGCGUUUAGAAACCCCCACAUCCUUAAGAAGAGGGACAUCACGUACAUCAUGUACCUGGUGAUGGUUUGGCUCGUCAUCUUUUACACCUACUUCAGGAUUCUGUUUACAGCAACGUCAGCGAGUAAGGACGCGAAGAAAGCCAGAAACACGAUCGUCCUCCACGGGUUUCAGGUGCUGCUGUGCAUGACAACAUACGCAGAACCUCUGCUGAAGAACGCUCUGCUGCUGUGGUUCCCCAAGAACUACACGGACUCUCUCUUUGCCAUGUACGUCAUAAUACAGAUGCUGCCGCGAUCCAUCAGUCCGAUCAUCUACGGCGUGCGAGACAAAACGUUCAGGGGGUAUCUGAAAAGGUACAUUCUGUGUAAAGUCAGCACUUCUUAAGGCAAAGGUCUGCUCUGCAGAGCUCCCCCUACUGUUUAGGAGUACAUAUCGGUUUAUAGCAAAACCCCUGUUUAACUCUUGUUCUCUACUCAACAUCCAUGACAGUGACUGUAAUCAUGUACAUCAACAUAUGGCGCUUUUCCACUACACAGUUUCAGCAUGACUCUACUUGACUCUAGUUUUUUUUUACUUUUCCAUCAGUGAUAGUACCUGGUUUUUUUUUU
Molecule: messenger RNA, 1184 nt
Organism: Solea senegalensis (Senegalese sole)
Lineage: Eukaryota; Metazoa; Chordata; Actinopteri; Pleuronectiformes; Soleidae
Product: odorant receptor 131-2-like
Exons: 3
Coding region: 43-960 (305 amino acids)
Biological process (GO): G protein-coupled receptor signaling pathway
Cellular component (GO): membrane
Molecular function (GO): G protein-coupled receptor activity
Source: RefSeq, a predicted model, not a curated record